CGCGGCGCCGGGGCUGCUUUGCGGAAGUGCACUGGGGGCGGCCGGCUGGUGGAAGAUGGCGGGAGUGCAGAGCAGCUCCCGGUACCCGGAGGGAUCGGCGCUUCAGGACCCGCUGUCCCGCUUCACCUGCCCCGUCUGCUUGGAGGUGUUUGAGAGCCCGGUGCGGGCCCCCUGCGGCCAUGUCUUUUGCACUCCAUGCCUGCAGGAAUGUCUGAAGCCUAUUGAACCAGUUUGUGGAGUCUGCCGCAGUACCCUGUCUCCUGGCAGUAGAGCUGUGGACCUGGAACAGCAAAUUGAAAUGACAGAAACCACUUGUGAUGGCUGCAAUAAAAAAAUGUACCUCUCAAAGAUGCGUAGUCAUGCAGCUUCUUGUUCAAAAUACCAGAAUUAUAUAAUGGAAGGCGUUAAAGCUGUAACUAAAGAACCACCUCGUAACACCAGGAAUGUUCCAAAUCGUUUUACCUUUCCUUGUCCUUACUGCAGUGAGAAAAACUUUGAUCAGGAAGGACUAGUUGAACAUUGCAAAAAAUACCACAGCAUGGAUGCAAAACAAGUGGUUUGCCCAAUUUGUGCCUCGAUGCCAUGGGGAGAUCCAAAUUACAGGAGUGCUAACUUCAUGGAACAUCUUCAACGGCGACAUCAGUUUUCCUAUGAUACUUUUGUGGAUUAUGAUGCUGAUGAAGAUGACAUGAUGGCACAGGUUUUACUACGUUCAUUGAGGGAUCAGUGAACUAAGUGGGAGAUAAACUGUAUGAUACCAACCUUCCAUUAGGUGAAAAUACACAGCAUCCCUGACACCUAUCCUUUCUCAUCCCAAGAUGAUCCCACACAUCUGAAAAUAAAUAUGGAAGAUUUCUGAA
Chelonoidis abingdonii (Abingdon island giant tortoise) is the source of this 860-nucleotide messenger RNA. RefSeq names its product ring finger protein 114 (gene RNF114). NCBI's taxonomy places the organism in Eukaryota, Metazoa, Chordata, Testudines, Testudinidae. Gene Ontology annotation, molecular function: ubiquitin protein ligase activity. The record is from RefSeq and is a predicted model, not a curated record. Gene Ontology annotation, biological process: protein polyubiquitination; ubiquitin-dependent protein catabolic process.